Molecule: messenger RNA, 1394 nt
Organism: Cuscuta campestris
Lineage: Eukaryota; Viridiplantae; Streptophyta; Magnoliopsida; Solanales; Convolvulaceae
Source: the annotation of a GenBank genome assembly
GCUUACACAUUGAGAAAAUUUGAUAAGUCAAAAUGUUUAGAUGAACAAUUCCAAAAGUCAAAAGUGGACAAAGUACAGUUUACCACACCAUGUCCGCGUUUCUAGGCGGCGGCGUUUAAUCUCCUCCGCAGACCCCGCCUUCUGCCAUUCACGCGCCGCCGUUUGGAAAUUUCCUUCCCUUUGAAAUGUCGACGGCCAAUAUUCAUCCUUUAACUCCAACUCUCCGUAUUCCUCCGACUCCUCACCCCCGUUCCCAUGCACCCUGCCUCACUCAAUUCCCCCUCCGCACCUCCUCCUCCAUGACCCUCCUCAAACCUCUCCUCCUCCGACGCAACCAUCUCCGCCGUCUCUCCGUUUUCGCCGCCGCCGCCGUCCGUCAGGACACCACCGUCUGGACUCCGGCCCCUCUCUCGACCGUCUCCCCCGCGGCGGAAUCGCUGUUCCACGUCACCGUCGACGUGUCCGACUCUCCCGAUCUCGCGGUCUCUCACACCAAGGCGGGGCAGUACCUCCAGCUCCGCAUCCCCUACGUCGAGAAGCCUUCGUUCCUAGCUAUCGCCUCCCCGCCGUCUCUCUCCGCCGCCAAGGGCGUGUUUGAGUUUUUGGUGAAGAGCGUCCCUGGCUCGACUGCGGAGCUUCUGUGUAAACUCCAGAAAGGAGAUGUGGUGGAGCUGAGUUCGGCUAUGGGGAAAGGUUUCGAGAUUGAUCUGAUUUCUCCACCAGAGAAGUAUCAAUCCGUCCUGAUUUUCGCCACUGGGUCUGGAAUAAGUCCAAUCCGCUCUCUGAUUGAGGAUGGAUUUGCUGCGGACCAGAGAUCUGACGUGCGAUUAUAUUAUGGUGCCCGCAACCUAGAGCGGAUGGCUUACAAGGAUAGAUUUCAAAGUUGGGAGUCUAGUGGAGUUAAAGUUGUGCCAGUAUUGUCUCAACCGGAUGAUACUUGGAUAGGAGAGCGUGGCUAUGUGCAGGCUGCAUUUGCCAAAGCCAAGAAGCUUUUGAGACCGCAGUCAACUGGUGCAGUGCUUUGUGGACAAAAACCAAUGGCGGAGGAGAUUACUUCUAUCCUCGUUGCUGACGGCGUCUCAGCUGAGAAGAUCUUGAAGAAUUUUUGACCCACCCCAAAUUCGGAUCACGCUUGUUCUAUUCUGGAGUUUACAACAAAAACAUUCAAUUUGGCAUGGACAGAUAUCAGCAUAGCUAAAAAUUUACUGCUCAAAGUUUGGUUGCUGCAUUCACAUUUGUAGAUUUCAUAUAUAAAUUGUAAUGAGAUCUUUUUUUUUUCUUUCAAUAGUACAACUACAAGUUGUUGCAUCUACAACAAUAAAUUCUGAGAGCAUCACUUAAGUGGCAAAUGGCAAUGAGAAAUUUUUUUCAAUAGUACAAUUUUAGUCUUCGGG